AUGAAAAGUUUUAAUAGGCAGCCUUCUAUAGAAGUUGUGAAGCUGGAUUUGUCAGCUGAGACCAUAAGAACAACUGACGAGUUUUCAAUGCAAAUUGAAAAAAUUGACACUAAAACGACGAUGCACGAAGAUUUUGAUAUAAAUUUGGAGAUUACUUAUAAGUACAGUUAUGCUGUUAUAGCUACUCUAAUUCAUUUUAUUCAUUUAGUAUUCGGGCCUAUUUCUUUACCGAUUUUAUGGAUGAUUUUUGGGAGGAAUUUAAGCAGGAAUAUGGGGUUUUAUUGGCAUAGAUUUUACUAUAUGGAAUUUUAUCCAUGAUCUUGGACUUUAUUUACAUUGAUAUUUUAUAUAUAUUACAAAGAUGAAUUUCAAAACUUUUUAAGUUUGACCUUUGCAACAGUUACCAUCAUGUGUGUGAAAACAUUUAUGGUUUCAGUAAAAUAUGGAUUUUAUACUGAAGAACUGUGAAAUCGUAUGAAUACUGAAAUAGUUGAUACACAGAUACUGAAAAUCCAAUUAAUUCUUAAUGCGUGACUCAAAAUCCCCAAUGACGUGAUUUGGGAGGAAUUAGCAGCAAGUAUUGCCCGGCAAAAUAGGUUAAUUGAUAAAUUAUGCUUGAUUUUUGAAAAUGAGAUUCAUGAGGAGUUAAAAAAUAAAUUUACAAAUAAUAGAAAAAAUUCACAAAAAGAGCAUGAAAGCGUUCCACACUAUUGUAGAAAUAAAAUCUGUAUACCAACAAUAGAGCUUGCUAAAUUUAUCAUACAAGAUGUAGCAGAAAAUAUAAAACCUAAAAUAUUAAUUGUGACAUUAAUUUCAAUACAAUUUUCCUUAUCUCCAUUGAUUUCGAUUUUAUAUCAAAAUAGACAUAUAAAUUUUGGACCAAUCCAAAUUUUUUAUUCAGCAUACUCAAUCAUAGCUUGUUUUAUACUGUCUCAUCUUUUUCUGCUAUAUGUCUAUAUUGGAAUAAUUGACCUGCAGAGAAAAAAAUCAUUAAUGAAUCAAUGCAGUGCUUUAAUUUCUACUAAAAACUACCAAAAUUCCCUUCUCCAAAAAUAUCAUAUACCUAAGCUUGACUUUCUAGACAAGAGAACUGUAGAUUCAUGGUACAUUAUGAGGUCUUCAUUUUUAGACUUCGGUCGAAAAUUUACUUAUAGAAUCCUUGUUUAUGCUUCUUUAGCAAUUCCUCUCUGCUUUUUUAUGCUUGCAAUCUUAAUUCUCCAAGCAUUUUUAAGUUUUCAUAUUAUAAGCAUAUCAAUUAUGAUUGGUGCUAAGGAUCCCCCCCUCAUUUGUCCAAUUUUCUAGUCUUUUAUCAUUUGCCCAUUUUUCUAGUUUUUUAAUAGGAAAAAAAAAUUUUUUUAGGACCUCAUUUGUCCAAUUUUCUAGUCAAAAUUUUGAUAGAAAAAAAAAAAAAUUUCGGUACCUCAAUCAUUUUCUAGUUUUUUUAAAGUAAAAUCUAAAAUUUAGGAUAUUCGAAAAAAUCCAAAAAAGACUAGAAAAUGGGACAAAUCAUUUUUGACUAGAUUUUGGACAAAUGAGGUUGUUUUUCUUAGAAAAUUGGACGAAUGAGGGGGAUCCUUAUAUAUCUUGCAUUUGCAUCUCUUUUUAUGAUUCUUUAUAUAAUUUUUAUUGGAGCUCAAAUAAAUCGAUCAUUUUCUAUACAUGAAGACAGCAUUCUGACAAUCAUUAAUGAUAAUUUCCAUUUAAAGAAUUGUGAUAAAAUAUACGAAAAAUCAGCUUUUAAAGCUCUUAAAUUGGUUAAAGAAAAAGUGAGGCAAGACUAA
This is a messenger RNA of Blepharisma stoltei, 1781 nucleotides long. The record is from the annotation of a GenBank genome assembly. Lineage: Eukaryota; Ciliophora; Heterotrichea; Heterotrichida; Blepharismidae.